GCCUAGCACCAGGUGGCUCUCAAGUAUUUCACUGCCAAAAGAAGAAGGGGGGCGGGUGGGAUUCUACGCUGGAAAACAAGUGAGAAAGGGGCUCCCCAGAGGGGAUUGGUUGGGGCUGGAAGACAGCAAAACUCGGAAAGCGUGAGGACAUCCAGCAGCAGCCGCCAGCGGUGCGAGCACAGGACGCCCUCGCAGCAAUUAGCGGGAACUGGAGGCGUCCGCGGAGGCUGCGCCCGCGGCGGCGGCGGCGGCGGCGCGGAAAGGACCCGACAGCCCCCGAGCUCCGUGCAAAGGCAUCGCGCUCUCUUCUCGCUCCCCUGCUCUCCCCCCUUUCGGCCCCUUCCUCCCUCCCUCUCCCUGGCGUUCCCAGCAGCCGAGGGUUUCAGAUGUCCCACCGCCGUUUGACCCCCUCCCCCCGCUUCUCCACCCCUGCAAAUGAGGUUUGACCAGCAGAGGCAGAGCCCACCUCUGGCAUUCACUGACAUUUAGACUCCGGGCUUCAACCUGUUUACAAGCGGGCUUUCCAAAGGAAGGGGGGGUGGAGGAUAGGGCCAAACCAAACACCAGCCGCCAUCCCCCCCGCCCCCCGCACCCACCCACCCCAAACAAGAAGUGACUUUCUGGAGGCUUCAAAUCAACAGGCACCACCAAAAAGAGAAAGGAAGAGGGAGAAGAAAACAGCGACCGUGCAGCUGCCUCCAGUUCUGACAGCCCCGAAGGGACACACUUUUAGAAGUGGCCAGCAGGCUGGGACUCCACAGAAAGGGCUCCGAAGGUGCCAACCGCAGAGGAGCGCAGCUAUCGCCUCCGACCCCUCACCCCACCCUCUUUGGGUUUUGUUCACCGCACUGUCAUCUGUUUUUCAGACCCUUGUUGUAUCUAACAUGGUGAAGAAAGGAGUGAAGAAGAGAACAAAGUAACUCCUGGGGGAGCGGGGAGCUGUGGUGACCAACACCACCACCGCCACCACCAGCUCCUGCUGCCGCGGCCACCCACGUCCACCAUUCACCCGGAGACUCUAGAGGCGCAGGCAGCGGAUCCGAGAGCGGAGCAAGGAGAGGCAGCCGGCCCUUCCGAGGAGUUAUGGAUGUUGGUGCAUUCACUUCUGACCAGAUCCGCGCCCAGAGGGAGCUAACCAGCAGCCACCACCUCCAGCUGUCUCCUCGCCUUGCACCGGGUCUUACCCUUCCAGUAUGUUCCUUCUGAUGAGACAAUUUCCAGUGCCGAGAGUUUCAGUACAAUGUGGAAAUGGAUACUGACACAUUGUGCCUCAGCCUUUCCCCACCUGCCUGGCUGCUGCUGCUGCUUCUUGUUGCUGUUAUUGGUGUCUUCCGUCCCUGUCACCUGCCAAGCUCUUGGUCAGGACAUGGUGUCACCAGAGGCCACCAACUCUUCUUCCUCCUCUUCUUCCUCCUCCUCCUCCCCUUCCAGUGCGGGGAGGCAUGUGCGGAGCUACAAUCACCUCCAGGGAGAUGUCCGCUGGAGAAAGCUAUUCUCUUUCACCAAGUACUUUCUCAAGAUUGAGAAGAACGGGAAGGUCAGCGGUACCAAGAAGGAGAACUGCCCGUACAGUAUCCUGGAGAUAACAUCAGUGGAAAUUGGAGUUGUAGCUGUCAAAGCCAUUAACAGCAACUAUUACUUAGCCAUGAACAAGAAGGGGAAACUCUAUGGCUCAAAAGAAUUUAACAAUGACUGUAAGCUGAAGGAGAGGAUAGAGGAAAAUGGAUACAAUACCUACGCAUCCUUUAACUGGCAGCACAACGGCAGGCAAAUGUAUGUGGCGUUGAAUGGAAAAGGAGCUCCCAGGAGAGGACAGAAAACACGAAGGAAAAACACCUCAGCUCACUUCCUUCCCAUGGUGGUCCACUCAUAGAGGAAGGCAAUGUUUGUAGAAGCAGAAGAACCAAAGGCUCUUUGGCCAGGAAUAGUCAAUAUCCUUCAUGGAGACAGUAGCUCGAAAGGCAAAGAAACACUGCAGACAUCUGCCUCCUUAAAAGAAAGGAAGCCUUUGACGGUUUUUGUACUCACUGCUGACAUAUGAUGUUCUUUCUUUAGCUCUGUGUCAUGCCUUAUAACUAAGACAAAGGCAGAUCAAACGGGAUAGAAGUUAUUCCCAAGAGAACAACAUUAUGGCUGGGUUUUUUGGUCAAGUUGUUUUGUUUGUGAACCUCUGAGACAGAACUUAAAGGACAUGGAACAAUCUGUUGAAUGAUCUUCGGGAAAGUUAUUUAUGGAAUACGAACUCAUAUCAAAGACUUUCAUUGCUCAUUCAAGCCUAAUGAUUCAAUGAGCAGUAAGACACGCAAGCAUUUACUGGAAAGCACUUGGGUCAUAUCAUAUGUGCAACCAAAGGAGCUUUGGGUGUGGCACCAUGGAAGAAUUGGAUAGGAUUUAAAAAUAUAAAUGUUUUAGUGUGAAACUGUUCUAACAAUACGAAUAGUAUGGUAUGCUUGUGCAUUCUGCCUUCAUCCUUUUCUAUUUCUUUCUAAGUUAUUUAUUUAAUAGGAUGUUAAAUAUCUUUUGGGGUUUUGAAGAGUAUCCUCAGCAGCUGCCCUCUGAUUUACCUUCUCUUUUUUUCUUCAGCACACCACAUGCAUGUUCAUGACAAAGUGUUUAUAAAACUUGGCAAACACUUCAAAAAUAGGAGAUGAAAUUAAGAAAGCAAUGUGAGCUCCCCAUGUGCUAUCAGUUGACUUAAUUUGCACUUCUGCAAUAAGAUCCAUCAGUAAUAAAAAUGGCAGUACUCUGCCAUGGCUUGAAUGAGAUCUGUCUGCCAUCAUUUAAAAACGUGUAUCACUUCCUUUUCUAAGAAAUAGAUGAGAAGGCCAGACUCUUCUCUUUGAAUGCAUCAAUUCAUCUCCAAUAAUAUACUAAAGAAGGAAAGUGAAUUGUUGAGUGCAUUUUUGUAGCCUAGCCUCAUUACUUUCUCAUGAUUUCUUGCCAUAUGUCACAGUGGUAAAUGAUGAAGAGGCUAUCUGCAAAUGGAAGAACCCUUUGUAAGUCCCACAUAGUGCAUCUCCCCCAAAGAAACAUCAAGGAAUUGGGUAUGAAGUGCAACUCUCCCAGGGGCUUAAACUGAGCAAAUGUAUCCUGGUAUAUGUGUAACCAUAUACUGAAACCUGUUCAAGCUGUAUGAUCUAGUCUUUACAAAACCAAAUAAACCUAUUUUCUGUAAAUUUAAAGAGCUUUAGAAAGUUCCAUAAUGUAGCCAUAUUGAAAUUCAUUUGUUAGAGCAGGUAUAGAAAACAGUACAUAAGUACAUAAGUGUACCAGUCAUCAUCACAAUGUAUUCCACUAAAUAAAUACAUAAGCCUUAUUUGCAGUGUCUGUAGUAAUUUUAAAAAUGUAGAAAAAUAUUAUUUGUUCUAAAUACUUAAGUGAUAACUAUAAGACUAUAUUGAUGCUGCAGUUUUAUCUUCAUAUUUCUUGUUUUGAAAAAGUCUGUUUAUUUUUAUUGUUUGGACACAGUAUUUUGGUACAAGGAAAAGAUUCCCCAAAUAUGUCUUUUUACUGAAGUUUAACCUCUAGAAAGGCUGGUGUUUUGUUAUCCUCUUAUAACUUAUUUGUGUUGAUGCUUAACUAGCACUUCCAGCUAAUCUGUCAAUUAAAAAUUAGCUUUAUUAAGAAAAUUUCCCUUAAAGUAAUUUCAUAAAGGUCUAUUUUUAUGAUUCCUUAAAUGUGUUGAUAUUUCAAAAGAAAUGCAUUUGAGGCACAUUGUUCUGGUCAAGGCCUAAAGUUGCAACUCAUGAUACUUUGUUCCAAUUUGUUUUUUGACAAAUAGGAUUCUAUUUGAUUUUUGUGGUUGGGAUCUGCAUGUUAAAAUUUCAUUGAUAACUGAAUCUGAGAGCUAUAAUGUAACACAUUCCUAUGGAAACUAGGUAUCUUUUUUUUCUUUUAUUUUAAAAUAAUAAUUGCACCUGAUGCAUCAACAUGGACCACCCACAACCAGAACUAAAUACUUAGUGAAACAAAUAGAGUACUUGAUGACCACAGUGACAGCAGACAGGCACAAACUGGAUUCUUACUUCACAUAGCCAUUUAGAUUACCCAAGAAACUGUUUAAACAGUCAUCAUUGUGGUCCUCAAGACAGCUUCUAGCAAAGUGUAUCAAAGCUUGCAGUGUCCCAAAAUAGAAAACAUCUCUCCUCUGACCCGCUCCACUCCCUACCCCACACCCCAACAGAGGUAAAGACAGAAAUGGUUUGGUAAGGAGUAUGAGUUUCCUUUGCAUUUAAAAAUGUCAUCUCUGCUGGAUAUUGAUAUAGAAUUCUGGUCCCUUUUGCAACUACUGAAGGAAAAGAAGUUCAAUUCCUGAAUGUUGUAGGUUAAAAAAAAAAAAUAGAGAUUUGGGAGCUCUGCUUCUGUGGGAAGUAUGGGCCCUGGCCCAGGAAAUUCAGGUGCAUGAGCCACAAAUAUGUGUCCAUACGAGUGUUGGUUCUGAGGAAGCGACUCCUAAAGGUACAGAAUCACUCCCUCCUCCUACCUCCCAAAAGGCUGAACAGUGUAUAGUAUGUUACAUUUAAAUAAAAGCAAUAAAAAUGCUGGGAAAAGAAUAUAAAAA
Ictidomys tridecemlineatus (thirteen-lined ground squirrel) is the source of this 4561-nucleotide messenger RNA. It is a transcript of the gene Fgf10, whose product is annotated as fibroblast growth factor 10. Gene Ontology annotation, molecular function: growth factor activity. Lineage: Eukaryota; Metazoa; Chordata; Mammalia; Rodentia; Sciuridae. The record is from RefSeq and is a predicted model, not a curated record.